AUAGCGGUUAUGUAGUUUAUGAGGAUGUAUGACUUCUCAUGACAUUAGUUUUGACAUUAGUUUUGAGAGGCUCGGUUUCAUUUGGGUUUGAAAGAGAGCCCUGCCAUCUUGUCUACGUGAGGUUUUAUUAAUUUCUUGAUGCCCAAUUACGACACUUUUUUUCAUGACAUUUGAUUUGUCAUGUUUGGGAUAAUUUUAGUGAUAAUAUCUUCUUUUCCUUUUUGUUUCUCCUCAUAAGAAAGGAAUCCUAAUUUGACUUUGAAACCUUUGCAAGGAGGAGAGGAAAAGACCGAUCCUCAUCACUUGCAAUCUCAGAUGGAUAGAUGGUCUUAGGCAGAAAGCAUUCAAUUCCCUAAAGAGAAUCAGUGUCAGUAUAGAUCUACAAUAGAGGAACCAACCUUCUAAUAGCCAAUUCCUUUUCCAAAUGGUCAGUGUCGUUCAGGAAAUAAGAGAAAGUGGGGAGGAUGAAAGGUGGGAUGGAAAGUGAAGAAAACUUUGAGACUUUAUGAGAAGGGAAGGAGACAAAUUUACACUUUUUAGCUACUUUUUUCCUAAUUUUCCUUCUCUCUCUUAUCCAACACAGCCUCUUGAGAUCUGCACAAUCCUAUAAUUGAUGAAUUGCCUAUUUAAAUUCUAUAAUUGGUCUAUCGGCAGCAUGUUGAGUAGGGGUAUGAUUGGUACGAAAACGUCAUAAAAUAAGGUAUGAUUGUCCUAGGUUCCUCUUUGUUAGCCUUUUUAUUUAUUACCUCAGGUCUGAACUCUGAUUCAGUUACAUGCAAACAAAGGGCAUAGUUGAAUUGGAAAAUUUAAAUUGCAAGGAUUACAUUGGGAAUAACCUUAUGUGAUGAUGUCUAAAGAUGAUAUGGGGAUGACCAUUAUUCCUUUGAUAGGGUGAUCUUGCACUUAUAUCUUCAAGCUUUAAAAAAAUAUACCAAAACAUAAAAGAAUCCUUUAGAACUGAAAUCUCUUUUAUCUAGAGCUUUCUAAUGAAUUAAAAUACAAUGGAUUUGUAUUCAUCAAGAUCAAGAAAAUGGCAAAAUGGUGAUUUGACAGCUUAAAUAGGGAUUAUUAGGAUAGUUCACACUGAUCAGAAUUUUCUGGGCUGAUGGCUCCAUGAUGGUAGGGGUAUGUUCUGUAAGUUAAUUGAGUCGAAGGUUCUGUAGGUUCAAGUUGUCCAUAGGGACCUGGAUUCCUUUUGGUGUCUUUUGAUUUAAUGCCUUUUUCUUGUACUCAUUUCUUGUUCACUAUAUUUAAAUGCAACAUUUCAGACUUUUCCUUCUAUGAUUCUUGCAUGGAUGUCUUGAGCUUUUAAUUGUGGUUUAGCUUGUGUAUAGCAUUAGUUAUAGAAACUUGGUUCAUAUGGUUUCUUCAUAGUUCUUUAUUUGUAAAAGGAGGAUUUUUCAAUUCCUCUCUGUUUUUGUUUGACAUGGAAAGAGCAACAUAAGAGCCUUUAAAAGUAGUUUGCUGUUUAUAUUUUCUGAAAAUUGGUUUGAAAUUGUACACUUUUGGUAUGCUGGAAGCGCAUGCAUGUAAAUGCACUGAUUGCAUGGUAGAUGAUUUGCCCUGUAGCCAACCUCUUUUUGCAUAUGGCUUUGCACCCCCUUGGUGCGCUAUAGUCAUUAUAUGUUCACCUUCCCCCCACACCUAGCCAGGAAAAAAAAAAAAAGGAAGAAAGAUGGAUAAAGGAAACUGACAGUCAGGUGCCAUAAAUUUGUUCAUGUGCUUGUUUCAUUGUUUGCUGAUCAAAGUUUGCCAUACUGUGAGCAAGACAGAAAAUGGAUGUGAACUCUAUUAGAGAUGCAUUUGAUAGAGUCACUAAAAAACAGAAGCUUUCAUAUUCCAAGACCCAAGAAGUGAUUGAUCAAAUUACUCGAGAAAUUUCGGACUCAAUAGAGAAAAUUCGGAAUGCUCAUAAUUCUGACUCUUGCUCAGACUACAAAGCUUUACUUGCUGAUCUCAAGACCAAGAUAAAAGAGAUAGCUCCAGGGACCCUCUUAGAAGGCACGCAGAAGGAAUUGAAUGUUGCACUUAGCAAGUAUCCGAAGCUUCUAGAAAAGUCCUUUAAUCCAGAUAUAUCUAAGGCUUACAGAAAUGUUGACCUUGAUACAGCCACAGUUAACUACGUAAUUGCAAGCCAUUUCUACCGACAGGGUCUUUUUGAUGUCGGCGAUUGCUUUGUUACUGAGGCGAUGGAGCCAGAAUCCAUUGCUUCAAUAAGGUCUCCAUAUGUAGAGAUGUACCAGAUACUUGAAGCAAUGAAGAGUCGAAAUCUAGAACCAGCACUGAAAUGGGCUACUUCCAACUGUAGUAAACUUAAAGCAAAUGGGUCCGACCUUGAAGUAAAACUUCAUCGAAUGCAGUAUGUGGAGAUAUUACAAAGUGGAAACAGAGACGAGGCCCUUAAGUAUGCAAGGAACCACUUGGCAAAUUUUGCAUCUGACCACUUCAUUGAAAUUCAGAAGCUUAUGGGUUGUCUCUUGUGGGCUGGAAAGCUUGAACAGUCCCCAUACCCUGAUUUACUAUCCCCUGCUAACUGGGACAAGUUGGCUGAAGAACUAACAAGGCAGUUUUGCAGUUUUUUGGGACAAUCCUUUGAGAGCCCUCUGGGCGUGACUGUAGCUGCUGGUGUCCAGGCUUUGCCACCACUUUUAAAGUAUAUGAACGUGUUUUGGGGAAAGAAGCAAGAGUGGCAGUCAAUGAAGCAAUUGCCGGUUCCAGUUGAGUUGGAUGAUGAGUUUCAGUUUCACUCCAUAUUUGUGUGUCCGGUGUCCAAGGAGCAAGCUACAGAUGAUAAUCCGCCAAUGCUAAUGCCCUGUGGACAUGUUCUCUGCAAGCAGUCAAUAGUGAGGAUGUCAAAGAACCUCUCCAAGACCUUUAAGUGCCCCUAUUGUCCAACUGAUAUCGACUCAAAUUUCUGCAAGUCACUGUAUUUCUGACUUGUGCCACUUGUAUUACAUAGAUGUACAAGUAUCUCUCUCUCUCUCUGUCUCUCUCUCUCUCUCUCACAGUUGGACCAAAUUGCAUGUGCAUAAACUAGUUGUGUACCCACGAAAGGGUGACAAUCGUGAUCAAUUGUUCCUUACUGUUGGCAGCAUAUGUAAAUAGACAUUCUUUUGAUGUAUUCAUGUGGGAAUGGAAAUGCAAGCUGGUGUCUUGACAUUAGAUGG
Molecule: messenger RNA, 3167 nt
Organism: Eucalyptus grandis
Lineage: Eukaryota; Viridiplantae; Streptophyta; Magnoliopsida; Myrtales; Myrtaceae
Product: protein RMD5 homolog
Exons: 2
Coding region: 1776-2936 (386 amino acids)
Biological process (GO): proteasome-mediated ubiquitin-dependent protein catabolic process
Cellular component (GO): cytoplasm; nucleus; GID complex
Molecular function (GO): ubiquitin protein ligase activity
Source: RefSeq, a predicted model, not a curated record